This is a messenger RNA of Prunus armeniaca (apricot), 1266 nucleotides long. The record is from the annotation of a GenBank genome assembly. Lineage: Eukaryota; Viridiplantae; Streptophyta; Magnoliopsida; Rosales; Rosaceae.
AUGGCCAAAUUCGAUGAUGAAUUUGAGCUCAAAAAUGGUUACUUCAAGAUCAACAACUCUAGUAAUAGUUCGAGAUCCCCGUCCUGGUUUGGCACUAGUAGUAGUGAUUGUAAGGCUACCUGUUGGCAAAAUUGUGAUUGCCUUGGAUUUGACGUUCCUCUUGUUAAUGGGACUAGCACCGGGUGCCGAUUCUGGAGUGUAGACUGUCAAUUCUUUGAAGACCUCACUGCAAGUUACAGUUUUGUCUUGUCAGGACAAGCAACACCAGUAAAACCACCAUCUGCCAAAAAAAAUGGACAUAAGUGGUUGUGGGUUGGCAUUGCUAUUGCUGCUGCAGUACUUGUAGUGGUGUUCUGCAUCUAUAUGCUAAGAAGAAGAAUAGUUUCAGGCAAGAACAGAGCAAAUAUACAGGACAAAAUGCUUAGCUUCUUGAAACAUUCCAACAGACCUACUGAUGAAGAAAAUAUGGGACAGCAUGAUUUAAACAUAUUUACCUAUGAAUCUGUUUUGGCUGCCACUUGCAACUUCUCUCAAGAAAACAAGCUCGGAGAAGGGGGAUUUGGACCUGUUUAUAAGGGAAAAUUAGCGAAUGGAAGAGAAAUAGCCGUGAAGAGGCUUUCAAAAUGUUCCGGACAAGGAACAGGUGUGCUACUAGAUUGGAAGAAGCGUUUCAAUAUAAUUGAAGGAAUCGCUCAGGGAUUGCUUUACUUGCACAAGUACUCGAGAACGCGAGUAAUUCAUAGAGAUUUAAAAGCUAGUAACAUACUACUUGAUGAAAAUAUGAACCCUAAAAUUUCCGAUUUCGGUAUGGCAAGAAUUUUCUCCCACGAUGAAUUGGAAGAAAACACCAGCAGGAUUGUCGGGACACGUGGUUACAUGCCUCCUGAGUCUGUGGAGGGAAUUGUUUCUGUAAAAUCUGAUGUCUACAGCUUUGGGGUGUUGAUGCUUGAAAUCAUAAGCGGGAGGAAAAACAACAGCUUCUACAAUGAUGACCGCGCACUCAAUUUAGUAGGAUAUGCAUGGGAGUUAUGGAAACAAGGUUCAGGGCUAGAAUUAAUGGAUCAAAUGGUAGAGGAAGAUGCAGCCGAUCGGCCUACCAUGUCAGAUGUGAUUUCUAUGUUGACAAAUGAAAACCCACCAUUAGCCUUACCUACAAAGCCAGCAUUUUUUGUUGGGAGGAAAUUGGUGGAAGCUGGUAUAGGUGAAAAGCAACAUGAAAUUACAUCAGUGAAUGACUUGUCCAUUUCCAAUUUUGAUGCACGUUAA